AAUGAAGGUCGCUCGCUCGGUUCGUUUCGUCGCUCGAUGUUUCAUUCGAUCGCCAUUUUGUAGAAGAAGUGCUUUCAACUCGUGAUACUUUUGAUUCGAUACACGGCUAUAAUCGUUUCGAUUCAAUUCAAUAUCUGUCUGAUUUUCGGCGGCAAAUUGACUAUCAGUUUAAUAUCGAUUCAAUCAUGAAGAAAUGUUCCUCAGUGGUGUGGAGAUUUUUUGAUAGGCUUGAGGAAAACAAUAGAUGUGUGGCAGUGAUGUGUAAAUUAUGUGAAACACAAUAUAAAUACUUUGGAAAUACGACGAACCUCAGGGCUCACUUGAUAAACAAGCACCCUAUACAGUGGGAACUAACGCACAAUGGAACAUUGGAUGAAACCCAUUUUAAAAUAGAUGAUGAUGAUACAAAUCAAUCGUCGUCUACCCCUAAACGAAGGAAAUAUACGCCGCGGCCUCGCAAAGAUAAAAACGUUGAUGUGUUAGAAAACACAGAUUCUGACAUAGAACAGGAAGAAGGUAAUGAGGCAACAAUAAACUUGGUGAGACAAAUGCAUGCUGGAAAUACUGACGAAGAAUGGUUGGAGGAGGACCCAUACCAGAUCACACACAUUGAAACAUAUGAACCAAAAAGAAAGAAAAUGAAGUAUAGGAAAAUAAAACGGGAAGUGGCCUCACCAACAGGGCUCCCAGGCUUCUAUGUUGCACCUAAAGCAGAAAAGACUGUUAUAUAUGAAGACCCACUGAAAAAGGAUGAAUACUCAGUAUUUGGAGAAUAUGUAGCGAAUAAACUUAGAAAGUUUAAAACUCCACGGACAAGAGGGAACUUACAGCAAUUGAUAACAACUAUUUUGUGGCAAGCUGAGUAUGGGUUGUAUGACAAUGCGGAGGCGGUUAAAAGAGUACUAAUGUACUCCGUUCAGGCUCCAGAGCCUGAGCCUGCACCUCCUAUAGAUUUUGAGACUCAAAUACAAGUACAAGAAGAAGUUGUAGAGCAUAGAGAUGAUCCAAUCCAAAGUAACGAAGUUGAUACAGAAGUAUAGUAACGGGAAUAAUUAUAUUUAGGAUAAAUUUAUGGUUAAAGAAUAUUAUAAUAAUAAAGCUUCCUUCC
Molecule: messenger RNA, 1108 nt
Organism: Spodoptera exigua (beet armyworm)
Lineage: Eukaryota; Metazoa; Arthropoda; Insecta; Lepidoptera; Noctuidae
Source: the annotation of a GenBank genome assembly